This is a messenger RNA of Batrachochytrium dendrobatidis JAM81, 369 nucleotides long. RefSeq names its product tubulin-binding prefolding complex subunit GIM4. The record is from RefSeq and is a predicted model, not a curated record. The transcript has 3 exons. Bases 1 to 369 code for a protein of 122 amino acids. Gene Ontology annotation, biological process: protein folding. NCBI's taxonomy places the organism in Eukaryota, Fungi, Chytridiomycota, Chytridiomycetes, Rhizophydiales. Gene Ontology annotation, molecular function: protein folding chaperone. Gene Ontology annotation, cellular component: cytoplasm; prefoldin complex.
AUGUCCACUGAAGUUGUAUCUGGUGCUAAUGUCACUCCAAAGCUGUCUAAUCAGGAAACUAUUUCUCAGUUCAACACCAUGAAGCAGGAACUUCAAGCUAUUGCUCAAAAGAUUGGCGAACUGGAGCUGGAAAGAGAUGAAUACCAGCUGGUAAUAGAAACAAUUUCUCCGUUGAAUGGAGACCGCAAGUGUUUUCGUCUUAUCGGCGGUGUCCUUGUGGAACGUACCGUCCAAGAUGUUCUUCCUGCUGUCAAGCAAAACAUGGAUGGGAUUAUGACUCUUAUUAAGCAACUGGCUACAAGCUACAAGAAGCGAGAAGAAGAAGCUGAAGCCUUUAAACAAAAAUACAAUAUCAAGAUUAAGGCAUAA